Messenger RNA from Morone saxatilis (striped sea-bass), 846 nucleotides. RefSeq lists its product as uncharacterized. The coding region runs from base 1 to 846 and encodes 281 amino acids. The transcript is spliced from 7 exons. Gene Ontology annotation, biological process: response to bacterium. Lineage: Eukaryota; Metazoa; Chordata; Actinopteri; Moronidae. The record is from RefSeq and is a predicted model, not a curated record.
AUGGCGGUGUACUUUGUGAAUGUUUUCCUGCUCUCGUCUUUGGGUGUGGCAGCGUUGAGUGACAUCUUUCAGCCUGUUUCUUUCCAAAUGGUGAAGCUUGGAGACUCAGCUACUAUAAAAUGUCACAUAAAGAGUGAAAUGAAAAAAAGAGUGUGGUACAAAUUGACCACAGGGAAGAGACUACAGCUUGUGUCCACAUUUAAUUACCAGUAUAAUCGGUCUGUAUUUGCUAAUGAAUUCCAUCAUUAUUCAGCCAAAUCUGACAAAUUCAGAAGUGAUCUCAGAAUAUCUGCAACAACAUGGGAUGACAUUGGGACAUACUACUGUGGAGUGAUGAACCUAAAUGAUAUUCAAUUUGGAUCAGGCACCUUUUUAAUGAUAAAAGGUGCAAACAUGAUCAGUGACUCUGUUGUCCAGCAGCCAGAGUCUCAGUCAUCUGAUGAUGCUGGAACCUAUUACUGUGUUGUGACGUCCUGUGGACAUUCACAGUCUGGAAAUGGGACCAGGAUUAUUAUUCACAACACUGCUUGGACCAAACCAGUUGAACUGAGUCCAGCCGUUAUUGCACUGAUACUGUCAAACAUCCUUCUUGUGAUUGUGACAGUCAUUCUGAUAUGGACUGUGUGCAAGAGUCAGAGGAAAGAUUCCACAGAGGCAACUGAUGAAUCUUCUGAAGGCAAUCAGACUAGUGAUGCAGUUAUCUAUGCAGCUGUGUGUUCGACCCCCAGAGGCCUCCCCGCAAGACCAGCUACAGUGAAAUACAGUGGAGACUCUGUAGUUUAUUCUAAAAUCAAAUACUGUCAACAGAACGGAGACGUUUCAUCUUCAACAAACCAGAGAGAGUGA